Messenger RNA from Brienomyrus brachyistius, 5005 nucleotides. RefSeq names its product interferon regulatory factor 2 binding protein 1 (gene irf2bp1). Gene Ontology annotation, molecular function: transcription corepressor activity. Gene Ontology annotation, cellular component: nucleus. The record is from RefSeq and is a predicted model, not a curated record. Lineage: Eukaryota; Metazoa; Chordata; Actinopteri; Osteoglossiformes; Mormyridae. Gene Ontology annotation, biological process: regulation of transcription by RNA polymerase II. Bases 723 to 2615 code for a protein of 630 amino acids. The transcript is spliced from 2 exons.
AUGAAGGUAAGGACCGAAAAAACAGUGCUGAAAUCAUUCAACAAAAUUGUAGUAAUAACGUUAAAACUGACAUCGUCAUUAAACUUUAAUAAAAACUGAAGUUGUCAGAUAACUCAGCUUAUUACUGGUCUGAUUCGUGACAAUAAGCUGUAGCGUGGUGAGUUAAUUAUCUAGCUUUAUAAGAAUUCCUUUUGUUAAUUUCAACAUUAUUACUGGCAAAUAAGGUGGAUGUCGGAAAUAUGAGCAAGUAAAUACGCCUGUUACUAUUUUCGAUUCUGAACAGUAAAUUUUAAAAACCAUAAAUACAUUUUAAAAGCAGUAGUCCUUGUCUUCAUGAGUGCGAGUACACAGUAAAACAGCAUUUAACAGCAGUUAAAUGAUAAAAUAUAACGGCAUUAACGAUUAAACUUUAGAACAAUCCCUUCUCGUCUUUGGUUUCGAACACUGCGUAAUACGUAGAACUACAUCUCCCAGGAAGCAAUAGCGCAGAGUUGUGUAAGUUUCCAGCGUCUUCCAGGAGAAGUGCUUCCACUUACCCGAAGACACGAGCGACAACAGGGUGAAAAACUUCAAGUAAAGAAGGUACUUCAGAAACUACAGGGAUCUAUUCAGCGAGGAAGACGAAGGAGACGCUGGAAAUACGGUAAUUAACGGAGACAGUACAGGACAGGGAACCCGGAAAACAGAAGUAAUUCAAAGAAAACGAGAGGGAGGCCCUAAUAAUGUCAUCAGCUUCACAGGCAUCAUCCAGGCGGCAAUGGUGUUACCUUUGUGAUCUGCCAAAGAUGCCCUGGGCCAUGAUAUGGGACUUCAGUGAGACUGUGUGCCGAGGAUGUGUAAAUUAUGAAGGGGCAGAUAGAAUUGAAUUUCUCAUUGAAACUGCUAGGCAGCUGAAAAGAACACAUGCAAUGCAGGAAUGCAGGUCUCCGGGCCCUCAGCCGAGCAAACACAGUGCAGCUGGGAAAGAUGGACCUAUGGAGGGUGGCAGGCAGUCUAGUGAGCGCUUUGAGAGAGGAAGAGGAGAGUACGGGGUCCCCCCAAGACUCCCAAAUGGUCUUUCCAGGCCUGAGGAUGUCGGCCCUCCUGAAGUAAGCAGGCAAAGUCCUAAUGCCAGGAGGGCUAUGGUGGGAACCGUACCUCCUAAUUUAAUGGCACAGGGCAUAGUGGGGACGCCUCAUGCUUUCUUGGCAGCUGCAUCAGCUCUUAACCCUCGACCUGGAGGGACUCUUGGUAUUGCUUCUCCUAUCCUGCAUGAUAUAAGCAAGCGUCAGGCUGUGAGUGUGGGAAUGAGUAUGGCCUCCUUUAUAAGUCCCGAUUUCGAGAAGGAACUGAAAGAGAAGCAAAGAAAUGCCGAGGCGCUCGCUGAGCUUUCCGAAAGUGUACGUAACCGAGCUGAUGACUGGGCAGGGCGUCCGAAAGCUGUGCGAGACUCCCUGAUGGCUCUCACCAGCUGCUCUCCUUUUAAUGUGCGCUUUAAGAAAGACCACAGCCUCACUGGGCGGAUCUUUGCCUUUGAUGCCAAGCUGAAUCUGGAGUUUGAGUUGAAAGUCUUUAUCGAGUACCCUUGUGGUUCGGGCAAUGUUUUCUCCAGCUUGCUCAGUCUUGUCAAACAGAUGUUUUAUGACAGCCAGAAAGACAGCGGAAACAAAGUAAUCAACUCGGGGUACAAGUAUGUGGAAUAUGAGAAGCGGCAUGGUACUGGCGAUUGGCGUCUUCUAUCUGAACUGCUACCAGAUGGAAUACGGGCUUUCAAGGAUGCCCCUGGGUCUGACACACUCCCUCAGCCCUACCUGGAUGCCAACCACUCCAUGCUUCCCACUGCUCUAUGUAACAUGGGUCGCUCAGCCCCAUCCCGUGUGCGCCGGCGAAAGGCAUCUCCUGAACCGGAAGGUGGCGGUGAAAAGGGAGGAGUGAGUGAGGAGCAUAUGCGACAGCAGUGGCCACCUGGAACAUCAGUUGGAGGAAUUUACCCAGGCAUGGCUACGCAUUUACCUGGAACCAGUAUGAUUGUUGCCGGGCUUCCGUCCCUUCAGGACAGUUCAGCUCCCCACAGUGAUCCUUCUCCAAUCUCUGCACUCAUGAGUGUGGCUGAUAAUCUGGGCACAGCCGGCCUUUCGCCCAAAGAUGGGCCAGGGAGUAGCAGCGUUGGCAGUUUGGCCCACUCUGUAGGGGCUCAGCAUAAUAGUGGCAGUCCAUCCACAGCUAUAUCUGCUGGGCAGCAACGCCGACUUGCUACUCGGAAUGGAGAACCUCACGGCAGUGGAACUUCAUCAAGCACUGGUGUGGCCUUAUCCCUUGCCUCUGGAACCGAGCCUGGCACCCUUACUGCCGAGUCAUCUGUGGGCGUCACAAGCACCUUGCUGUGCUGCACCAUUUGUCACGAGCGGCUGGAAGACACCCAUUUUGUCCAGUGUCCCUCUGUGACGAAUCACAAGUUCUGCUUCCCGUGUACGCGGAACUUCAUACGUAGUCAAAGUGCCGGAAGUGAGGUUUACUGCCCCAGUGGAGAGAAGUGCCCACUUGUGGGCUCCAAUGUGCCUUGGGCCUUUAUGCAGGCUGAGAUCUCCACCAUCCUGGCAGGUGAUGUGAAAGUGAAAAAGGAACGUGACACCUAACUGAUCGGAGAUACCGACCUUGGGAAAUUAUUGCUCUCCUCGUUCUCCCGCUGGCAGAGACACCGACACGAUACUUCAGAGAUGCAAAUCCAUUUCUCCACAGCCAUUAUUCCACCACCUUCUCAGCUUGGGUUUCACGGCCUGAAACCACCAGAACCAUCAUAUAAGUGUCGGAGGUCGAUGGUCACAGACAGACACCCUCCUUCCAUAUUUUCCUAGGCCCCCCCUCUUUGCCCCAUUUUCUUCUUUCAAGCUGUAGCCCUUCCCAGUUAUUUUAUGGCUGAAUUUUGAGUGUGUUUUUCAGAACCAUUAAAAGUAUAAAAGAAAGAAAAUAAUUGUUAACGAUCCCCUUGAAAAUAGCCUGUGUUUCAUUUUCACUCUACCAUUGUUCAUAGUGUAUGUUAUCAGUCUUUCUUUGUAAUUAAAGAAACCGCCAACAUUCAUUAUUUUGAUAGUCCUGGAAAAAAGUCAGUACUCUUAAUAAUUUAGUUUUCCAAACAGUGAUUCUUAUCUAGCAUGUGUAAUAUACAUCUGUAUUUUUACUAUGCACAUACAUGUAUAAAUUCUCUUUAAAAUGUAAUAUAUAUGUGCAAUUUCUAGUUUUUUUUUUAUAUAUAUAUGUACGAUACUUCAUGUACCACAAAGUAAACGAGUAUAGAAAACCAAAGAUGGCUUCAUGCAGAAAAGUGCAGGCUUUGUAAUACUGUAUUCUGUAUUUCGUGGCAUGUGGCGUUUUGUAUUUUGAGAAUAACGGGGAAGUUAAUAUGCCAGUAAAGUUUGUAUCCUGAACAAGACAGAAAUAUAAGAAGCUUUAUUACUUAACCUUGGCAUUAUAAAUGUCACUGAAAAAUAUUCUGGUAUAGUUACAUGCGGUGUUUUGCUUUAUUCAUAACCACAGAGUAUGGCUCGUUUUAUUGGUGGGGGGGGAAGAGGCAAAUGAUUUGUGCAUGGAUUGUAAGAAUUUUUGAAUCACAAUAACAGUUAAAAUGAAGAUUUCUUUUCGUUCUGCCUGUUUUCCUCAUCUGUUACUGCUUGUUUUUAAAAAAUGCAUAACAUCUAAAAUGCAUUAGGUCCUUAAAACUUAUAAGGUACAUGAUGAAAAUAUCCAGAUAAACAGUAGAUCUUUAUGAAAAUGAGUGAUUUUGUUUGUAGGACAACGAUUUGUAGGAGAAAAACGUGUCUUUUUCUCCAUGGGAAAUACUAUGGCACUGGUUGAUUUACCAAUCAGGGUGAAAACAUUUUUUAAAAGUCAUGCAAAAAAUCUCUAGAUCAGUAAUUAUAAAUCAGAAGCUGUUUGGUUUUAUUGGCGCCGACUUGGAGAUAAAGCUGUCAAAAUAUUUUCUGUAGCUUAACUCUGUAGUUAGACCUUUAUGACUCUUCUGUUUUUAACUUGUAUAAAAGCAUAAGAGUUUCCUGUUUGAAAUGAGUUUUUACUAGAACACAUUGCAUUUAAAUGUAGUUGGUUGUCUGCUUUUGCAAUAUUUUGUAUUCAACAAGAAAUUUUUUUUCCUCAAAAAUAGAUAUAUAAAAUAUAAACAAGAUCUUAUUAUUAUGGAGAGCCUGGUUAUCAGCAAGAUUUCCCAUUGAUGCAAAGUAAAAUGUUUGAUUGUUUCUCAUAUAUUCCAAUAAUGUGCCCUUACUGAAAGUACCAUACCAAUCACAGAUUAAUCAUUGCUGAGAUAAUUAGGCAAAGCAAGUGGUUUUAUUGUGGUUGCUACUGUAUUAUAGCAUUUCUUUAAAUUUUCAUACUGUGAGCAGAAUCUAGGGAUACAUGAAAAAACUUGCCAACAGUUAUGCCAUUUUAUGUAUGCAAGACAAACGACAGGGCCAUUUUCGUUUAUGUUGGUUGUCUGUUGUGUUAAUCUAAUCAUGCCUGUGCCUGAAUUACUCAAAUGACUUUGUUUGAAUAUUACUACUUAAAAAGUAUCCAUUUGUUCAAGCAAUCAUGUUUCUGAUGUGAUUCAAUUCUGGGAAACGGGCAUAGGCGCUUGUUGCUUUAAUCUCUAACGUAGUCAAGGUUAUUAUGGCUCUUAAAGCUGUUGUCUGGUCAUAUCCUUUGUAAGCAAAUACUGAAUGUCUUUACAAUCGGUCCGACUUAUUUGCAAGAAGCAAGAUUAUUGUAAAUGUGCAUCAUCAGGCUUAGUAUCAUUUACUUUGGAAUGUGAAAAAUACUCAAAAGUUAGAUACUAUAUGUUACAAAGAUUUUCUUAUGGUAUUCUUAAUUUCAGUUUAGAGCUGUUUGGAAGCUCGUGGAUAUUUUGGUUAGACAGCAGCAAUAGCCUGUAUUACAGUAUAUAAGUGUAAGUCAUACAGUGUAUUUAUACAUGUAAUUGUCAAAACUUUUGGGGAUUCUUAUAUAUUCCUGCACAUAAAUUUUUUUCCAAGUACAA